AUGUCAAACCGGGAGGCUGACGUCGGCCGGACCGACGUUAUCUUAAUGGCCAAAAUUUGUCAAAAUGUAACGUUUUCUGGAUAAUAAUAGCCGUAAAAACAUCUAUGGUUUCUAAAUUUCAGUGAAACAUAUUCUUUACACGGUCCCCGUCUGCCCUAUGGAAUGGUGGCACAUCGGGCCCCUGGUCCUCGCGCUGCUGGUCUUCUUAUUGGCGGGUACCGUCAUCGAACAACAUGUGGAGUCUGCCGUGCUGCGCUUCGUUAACCACCGCCAGCCCCAGUGCCAGAGCCUGGCCACAGUGGGGGUGGAAGCCUGCGACGGCCAGGAGCUGCGUCAGCAACAAGAUGCUUGGCUGCAGCAGCAGCUGCUGAAGCAUAAGAAAGAGUUGGAGGAACAGGAACUGUUGCUGCGAAAACAACAACAGGAAGAGUUGAAAAGAGAAGAGCAGAUGCAGCAGCACACUGAAACUGUGCAGGAAGUAAAGCCGAGUGAAAAGAAGAGUUUAUCUAACACGAGCGUUAACCGUCAGUUAUCCGCAUCUCAAGCCGCACGGAAGCUCGUAGUAGACCCGUCACAGGUCCUGCAAGAGCCGCUGUUGGUGCAAUCUUUACACCAACAAGCAGCGCAGCCUAUAAAGCAGCAAUCACUGCAGCAGCUGCAAUCGCAGCAACUGAAAGAACAAGAACCAGUGCAGCAAUCGCUGCAACAGCAGCAAUCGGUGCAGCAACAGCAACAGAUACAAGUACAGGGGCUGCUGGUGAAACAGCAGUCGCAGCAGCACAGUGAUAUACAGCCAGCAUUGCCCUUCGUCGCCGUAUCCGAAAAAAGCAUCCUGCAACCUACAAGCAAGACGACUGUCGGCAGCAAAAUUAUGGAUAUCAUGCAGUUCAAUCCAAAGACCUAAUCUUCCGUAUUGCCUUCC
Messenger RNA from Cydia fagiglandana, 922 nucleotides. Its product is annotated as bromodomain-containing protein DDB_G0280777-like. The record is from RefSeq and is a predicted model, not a curated record. The coding region runs from base 158 to 904 and encodes 248 amino acids. Lineage: Eukaryota; Metazoa; Arthropoda; Insecta; Lepidoptera; Tortricidae. The transcript has 6 exons.